Messenger RNA from Strigops habroptila (Kakapo), 2421 nucleotides. RefSeq names its product netrin 3 (gene NTN3). The record is from RefSeq and is a predicted model, not a curated record. NCBI's taxonomy places the organism in Eukaryota, Metazoa, Chordata, Aves, Psittaciformes, Psittacidae. Bases 554 to 2317 code for a protein of 587 amino acids. Gene Ontology annotation, molecular function: protein binding. The transcript has 7 exons.
CCUUCUUUUCAACCCGGGAUUUAUUGGAGCCUUUUUACUCCGCUCCCAGGCAGCGGUCGCGGCUCAGUUUCUCCACUUCUUGAUUUUCUUUUAUAUAUAUAUAUAUAUACAUAUAGAUAUAUUAAUUUUAUUGUUUUGUUUUCCCUUCCCUCUCCCUUUCUCCCUCCCUCCCGCAGCCGGAGCAGCCGCGGGCGUUGAGGUGGAGCGGGCGGGAGCGCGGCCGGCUGCGGGCACGGCGCUGGGGACCCGCCCGCACGGCCGGGAGCAGCCCUCCCGCUUCACAUUAUUUCGCUUUAUUUUGCUUUUUCUUUCCCCCACCUUCCUUGGCAAUUUGUUAUUAUUGCUGCUUUUAUUUUUUUUCCUUUUUCUUUUUUUUUUUCCCCUCCCUUUUUUUCCUGUGCUGCGAUCAGCCAAGGGAAGGGGGAGCUGCCCCACGCCGCUCGCCCCGCUGCUGCUGCUGCGGCCCCGGCUCCUCUCGCUCCUGGACCUGCUGCCCGGACCGACCCCGCUACCUGCCCGCCCGCGGGAGGAGCCACUUCCCUUGCCCAGGAGGAUGGAGGUCCAGCAGCUCCUGCGCCUGCUCCUCACCACCGCCAUGCUGGGCCUCUCCCAGACCGUGAACCCCUUUGUGGCCCAGCAGACCCCCCCAGACCCUUGCUACGAUGAGAGCGGUGCUCCUCGCCGCUGCAUCCCUGAAUUUGUCAAUGCCGCCUUUGGGAAGGAGGUCCAAGCCUCCAGCACGUGUGGGAAGCCCCCGACACGGCACUGCAAUGCCUCAGACCCGCGCCGAGCCCACCCACCCGCCUACCUGACUGACCUUAACACCGCGUCCAACAUGACGUGCUGGCGCUCUGAGACCCUCCACCACUCACCGCAGAACGUCACCCUCACCCUGUCCCUCGGCAAGAAGUUCGAGGUGGUCUAUGUCAGCCUCCAGUUCUGCUCACCUCGGCCGGAAUCCACCGCCAUCCUCAAGUCAAUGGACUAUGGCAAGACCUGGGUGCCGUACCAGUACUACUCCUCCCAGUGCCGUAAGAUCUACGGCAAGCCCAGCAAAGCCACCGUCACCAAGCAGAAUGAACAGGAGGCCCUCUGCACUGAUGGCCUCACCGACCUCUACCCGCUCACCGGUGGGCUCAUUGCCUUCAGCACCCUUGAUGGGCGACCCUCUGCACAGGACUUCGACAGCAGCCCCGUGCUCCAGGACUGGGUGACAGCCACCGACAUCCGCGUGGUCUUCAGCCGCCCGCAUCUCUUCCGCGACCUGGGCAGCCGGGAUGCUGGGGAGGAUGAGGGGGGCACCGGCUCCACCCCCUAUUACUACGCAGUGGGGGAGCUGCAGGUCGGCGGGCGCUGCAAGUGCAAUGGGCAUGCAGCGCGCUGUGUGAAGGACAAGGAGCAGAAGCUGGUGUGCGACUGCAAGCACAACACUGAGGGGCCCGAGUGCGACCGCUGCAAGCCCUUCCACUAUGACCGGCCCUGGCAGCGGGCCACAGCCCGCGAGGCCAAUGAGUGUCUGGCCUGUAACUGCAACCUGCACGCCCGGCGCUGCCGCUUCAACAUGGAGCUGUACAAGCUCUCAGGCAGGAAGAGCGGUGGCGUGUGCCUCAACUGCCGGCACAACACAGCAGGGCGGCACUGCCACUACUGCAAGGAGGGCUUCUACCGGGACCUCAGCAAGUCCAUCACGGACCGCAAGGCCUGCAAAGCUUGCGACUGCCACCCUGUUGGCGCAGCCGGCAAGACCUGCAACCAGACGACGGGGCAGUGCCCGUGCAAGGACGGUGUGACUGGCCUUACUUGCAACCGCUGUGCCAAGGGCUACCAGCAGAGCCGCUCACCAGUGGCCCCCUGCAUCAAGAUCCCUGCCAUCAACCCCACCUCCCUGGUCACCAGCACGGAGGCGCCUGCGGACUGUGACUCCUACUGCAAGCCAGCCAAGGGCAACUACAAGAUUAACAUGAAGAAGUACUGCAAGAAAGACUAUGUGGUCCAGGUGAACAUCCUCGAAAUGGAGACAGUGGCCAACUGGGCCAAGUUCACCAUCAACAUCCUCUCUGUCUACAAGUGCCGUGACGAGCGGGUCAAGCGUGGUGACAACUUCUUGUGGAUCCACCUGAAAGACCUGUCCUGCAAGUGCCCCAAGAUUCAGAUCAGCAAGAAGUACCUGGUCAUGGGGAUCAGCGAAAACUCCACUGACCGGCCGGGACUGAUGGCUGACAAGAACAGCCUGGUCAUCCAGUGGCGGGACGCCUGGACGCGCCGCCUCCGGAAACUGCAGCGACGGGAGAAGAAGGGGAAGUGCGUGAAGCCCUGAGGGGGUUCCACACAUCCCAUCCCACCCCGUGCUCAGCUCCAGCCCGGCUGUGCGCUGCCAAACUGCGCCCGGAGACUCUGUACAUAUAUAUAGUGUGAACAGAC